Molecule: messenger RNA, 2404 nt
Organism: Solea solea (common sole)
Lineage: Eukaryota; Metazoa; Chordata; Actinopteri; Pleuronectiformes; Soleidae
Product: serine/arginine-rich splicing factor 11-like
Exons: 12
Coding region: 180-1547 (455 amino acids)
Cellular component (GO): nucleoplasm
Molecular function (GO): RNA binding
Source: RefSeq, a predicted model, not a curated record
UUUGCUCAAGAGUCAUUCAACAUGGCGGCGAAAUGCAACAGUCCGUCGUUGUAGUUGAGAUUUAACACAUAGCCAAACCAAUUACCGACGAACAACCGGGUUAAUAGCUAUUUUAUAAGCGUAACUCGAAUUUAAGUUUGCGUUAUUGUUUGUGUUUUAACGGCCGGUAGUAGAGAAAAAUGAGUUACACUACGAAGGUAGUGCAGGUGACGAACGUGUCGCCGAGCACAACAUCGGAGCAGAUGAGGACGCUGUUCGGCUUCUUAGGAACCAUCGAAGAGCUGAAGUUAUUUCCUCCAGACGAUUCCCAGAUGCCAGUGACGUCCCGGGUGUGCUUUGUUAAGUUCCACGAGCCAGAGUCUGUUGGAGUUUCUCAACAUCUGACCAACACUGUGUUUGUGGACAGAGCAUUGAUCGUGGUCCCGUUUGCCGAAGGCUCCAUUCCAGAUGAGGCUAAAGCUUUGUCACUGAUGGCGCCAGCAAAUGCUGUGGCAGGAAUUUUGCCUGGUGGAGGUCUUCUUCCAACACCCAACCCAAUCCAAAAUGCACAUAUGGGAGGGAACCCAUUUGGUCCAAACUUGGAUGCAAUGGCUGCAUUUGGCUUUCAUGGAACCAACUUGAAUCCUCAGGCUGCUGAUCAGCUAUUAAAGUUCAUGACUGAUCCAAAGCUGAAUCCACUGGCGGCAAGCUUAAACUUCAAUCCAGGCCUGAAGUCUGAUUCCUCUAAUAAGGAAAUUGAAGAGGCCAUGAAGAGAGUCAGAGAAGCUCAGUCACUCAUUUCUGCCGCGAUUGAACCUGGAAAUAAGGAGAGCAAAAAGAAACACUCUCGUUCCCGUUCGAGGUCCAGAAGAAGGUGGUCCAGAUCCCGCUCAAGACACAGGCGAAGCAGGUCCAGGCGGCGAUCCAAGUCUAGAAGCAGGAAGCGCUCCAAAAGCCCACGCAAAAAACACACCGACUCCAGAGACCGAAGCAGGCGAUCACAAAGCAGAUCCAGAGAUAGAAAGAGAGAGGACACUGGGAGAAGAAGAUCCAAAACGCCACCCAAGAGCUACAGCACAGCCAGGAGGUCGCACAGCGUGAGCCGGAGACACAGGAGAAGUCGCAGCAACAGCAGAUCGCCCAAGAAGUCCCCUAAAAAGAGAAGCUCCGUUUCUCCAUCUGCUCGAAGACACAAGAAGGAGAAGAAAAGGGACAAGGAGCGGGACAGGGACCGCAGGAGUGAUAAAGAGCGCGGCCGGGAAGAACAUGAACGCUCCACUAGCAAGAAAAAGAAAAGUAAAGACAAAGACAAAGAGAAAGAGAAGGAGAAAGAGAAAGAGUGGGACAGGAAGUCAGAUGGUGAUAAAGGAGAUGUUAAGAUCACCAGAAACUAUGACGAAGAAGAACAAGGUUAUGACAGCGGGAAGGAGCGUGAGGACAGGAAGGACUCGGACGACUCUGCUUUGUCUCCUCACUCGCGCGACGACAGCACAGCACGUCGCGCUAAGCAGACCAAAGUUAACGGCGCCGACGAUCAUCGCGAAGAGGACAUGGACGUCAGCGACUAAGACGUCUGUCCUGUUUUCUCCCCCGCGCGUUAACCCUCCACUUUGGCUGCGAAUGCAUUACAAAAAAAAACCCAACCAAACCUGUUUUUCUUACUGGGGUAAAUUUAAAAUGUGAAGAAUGUUUGCUGGACUGUAGGCGUCUUUCUCUGGCUUUGUCACAUUGCUUUAAAGAAACAGUGUGUUAGAAUUGGUGACAUCUGGUGGCGAUACUGUAAAUUGUAACAAAUGGAGGACUCACUCUUCCCUUUUCACACACACACACACACACACACACACACACACACACACACACACACACACACACACGUAACUGAACUACGGUGGCUUUUGCAUACCAGAAAGAAUGUCAUUCUUCUUUGUAUGUGGACUAUUCUGCUUCAGAACGUGAAACACACACACUCCAGCUGAUUUGCCUAUCAGGUCAGCAGUGGACACAUGGCUUUGUUAGAUGGUGGGUAAAGUAAAGAAAGGCUCUUGCCUGACAUACAUAUUAAAAGCUAAACAAUCCUUUUAUUAGCUUUUGUUUUAAAGCAAUUUAUUAUACAACAAAACGGCGUGUUUAUUAAAUUUCUCCCCCCUCCUAAACACACUGGACCUUUAAAGCAUUCAUGCGUGUUUUGCUUCUACUGAGUUGACUGUAAAACUGGAAGUAGGCUUGCUUCGCUUUCCUCGGUUUGUGAUUUCCUCUCUUCAUAUAUUAUUGUAUCCUUUCAUUUUUGUGGUGUGAUGCCCAGGCUUCUUUCCCCAUCAUUUUUUAUUUGGAAACAGUUAGUACAUUUGUUUCUUGUUCUUUAAAAGUGCUGAUGUUUUAUCAGGGAUUUCUUUUUUUUUUUUUAUAAUAAAGCCUAUUUGAAGAA